Cucurbitaria berberidis CBS 394.84 is the source of this 1836-nucleotide messenger RNA. RefSeq lists its product as uncharacterized. The coding region runs from base 1 to 1836 and encodes 611 amino acids. The record is from RefSeq and is a predicted model, not a curated record. Lineage: Eukaryota; Fungi; Ascomycota; Dothideomycetes; Pleosporales; Cucurbitariaceae. The transcript has a single exon.
AUGAUAUCCCGUCCUACCAUCGCACCUAACACGCAAUUCCACGUCCUCUCCACGCUCCUCCUUCUCACACUCGCAUCCCCCGCCACCUCCCUCGUUCUCCAAAACAUCACCAUAGCCCUCCCAGCCGGCUCCUCAGACCAUGGAACCCCAGGCCUCCUCUGCACACCAGCUAAACCCUUCGAUUUACUAACCUUCUACCUACUAAACUAUGUAGCGCACGCUGCUACCGUUGUGACACAACCUGGUGAGCGCGCAGACGAUUAUGUCGCUGGCGUGAUAGGAUCAUUGCUGUUCGCGCCGUUGGGACUAUAUAGAGGCAUCGAAGCUAUACUGUGUGGCGCAGUGUUUGUCAAGAAAGAUGACGAUUUGAGGAAAGCGGCGAGGAGCGGGGCGUUGUGUUGUGUGGUGCGAGGCGCGGAUUGGAGACCUGUAGAUGGCGAUGCGGUGACGAAUGUGGUACUGAAGAGGGCAGUACCAGAUGCCACGACAGUUUCUCGGGGUGAGAAGGAGGAUGGACAGACAAAGGAGAAAGAUAUUCAUGUCAUCGUUUACCCUCCUCCGUACAUGUGUACGCGUUUUGGAUGUCCCGUCUACGUCCACCGUCGUAUCGUUCAUGGAACCCACUCCCUCCCACCCGGCUACCUGUUUGUCAUUGUACCUCACGACGCGCAAUUCACCUCAUCUUCGCCUUCAGCAUCGGCAGAUCCGCCCACGAUCGAAGUCUCAGCUACAUACAACGUAGUCAAAGCUCUCAUCGCCCUUGCCCAGUCCGGGUAUGCCCUCAGCACUCUCUAUCGUUCGCGGGGCGACCAGAUCCGUCAGUUUGGAUAUGCAGCCUUUGGUCUUACGGUUGCUCCUUACGCUGUCAUGUCCAUUAUGAAUCUCAUGGGAAACCUCUGCCGACCAGAAUAUCCCAGCUUGUAUAUGAUCGAAAGCAGCAUCAUGGACGAAGCGCGGAAGCGCGGCGGCAUCUUCUCUGGUGCAGUAGGCCAAGUGGAUGAAGACAAGCAUGUGGCGGAGAGUAUUUGUGCCUGUCAUAUCGCAGAUGGCGAGGAUGUUGAGGAUUUGCGCUUUUCUAGUAACGAAGCUGGCAGCGUGGAAGCGCACUUCAGCACCAUUGAUCCAUUCCAAUACACCCUACAUGCGGAGAAACAGAAGAAUGAAAAUGGCGCCCUCGAACUCGAACACACCGCAUCCACGGUUGAGACGAAGAUAUCAGCGGUCUCACAAUCCGCCAACCUUUCCAUGAUAAGGCAUACACAAGCCCUCGCCCCCAUUCCACUGAAACUGAACUACAUCAACACCCGCAAUGACGCCCUCCUCUUGAUCCCCAACCACACAUCCAUCGUCCGCUGCACCCCCUCGCCCUCCCCGAAGAAUCCACCACUUCAGCACUUCAUCUCCGCUAUCAAAUUGAAACGCACAUUCCUCUUCCUAAAGGACGUCUCAUGGACGCUAACCUUCCCCUCUUCCGCUUCCUCUACCCACGCGCGCCGUUGGUGGUGGAUAAAGUACACACUGACCACUUUCACCGCCCUCCUUCCAUUAGUCUUAACAGGUACGCUAUCAAAGUUUAAGCCUGGAUCGAUACCUGCAGAGGAGACGAUGACUUGGCGCAUCUACACGGUGCAAUGGUUGUGCCUUGGCGUGGUCACGGGGCUAUCAUGGGUGGUAGGUCAGGAGGGUAAGGACUCUAUGCCUAGUCUACGAGUGCAGGUAGGGCCUUGGGCGAGGAUUGUGGGGUAUGUCGUCACCGCGGGUCCAGCUGUCGGUGGUUACAUUGUGGUGGGUCAAAUGCUAUAUCGAUAUGGGUCUUGUGUAUGGAUUGGUGACUGA